GAUGGAGUUACAAUAGAAAUGGUUUCUCUUGGUGAAUUAGAAAAACUUUAACUCUGUUCUGCUAUAAACACUCAGGAGACAGAUUGGAUGUGUGUGGAGAAACAGGAGAACCCUGAUCCAAACCAUGGAGUCGUGCUCAUCUAAGGAGGAGGAGAAGGUGCAGUGGAACAGCUACGCCCAUGAAAGUCUCAACGAAAUCAAAGUUCCUGAAAUGGAAGAGGAGAAAGCUGAAGAUGAUGAGAACCUCUACUGUGAGGAGUGCAAAUCCUUCUUCUUCAACAAGUGUGAGCUUCACGGUCCAGCUCUCUUCAUCCCUGAUACCUCUGUACCCACUGUGGUUCCAGACCGAGCCAGACAGACUCUUCCACCCGGUCUAGAGGUUCAGCGGUCUGGUAUUCCUGGUGCAGGUCUGGGGGUGUUUAAUAAGGGGGAGACCGUUCCAGUGGGUGCACACUUCGGACCCUACCAGGGAGAAGCGGUGGAUAAAGAGGAAGCCGUGAGCAGUGGGUACUCCUGGGUGAUAUACAGGAGUGGUCGGGGUGAGGAGUACAUAGACGCCAAGAGUGAGAUGCAUGCCAACUGGAUGAGGUACGUGAACUGUGCUCGUAACGAUGAUGAGCAGAAUCUGACGGCGUUUCAGUAUCGAGGAGGGAUUUACUUCCGCUGCUGUCGACCGAUUAACCCGGGACAGGAGCUUCUGAUGUGGUACGAGGAGAAGUACGCCAAAGACCUGGGCAUCACAUUCGACUACAUUCAGAAGAAAAGAUGCUCAGAAAAUGAAACCAGCGGUGCCACAUUGGAAGUCUUCUCCUGCUCCUUGUGUCCACUCUCCUAUAAUGCCCAAAUUUACCUCCAUCGGCACAUCAGAAGAUCCCACCAUGAUGAGUCCGUCCAACUGCUGAGACCUGAAAAGGGCGGUCACGUGACCCUGAGGACCACAGAGAGCUCCAGCCAUCGGCAGAAGUCAUCUGAUCUCCCCCAGACUGAAACCUCCUACGAAACAAACCAGAAAUCAGACAGUAAAAGACACCAGCGCAUUCACACACCAUCCAGAACGUAUCAGUGCUCGGAGUGUGGAAAGAGCUUCAAAGCAUGUGGCAAUCUGAAGAUCCACCAGCGCAUUCACUCCGGAGAGAAGCCGUAUCACUGCUCGGUGUGCAGGAAGGAUUUCACCAUGCUGAGCGACCUCCAGCGGCACCAGCGCAUUCACACGGGAGAGAAGCCGUACCAGUGCUCGCAGUGCGAGAAGAGGUUCAAUCGACACAGCAGUCUCCAGCGACACCAGCGCGUUCACACGGGAGAGAAGCCGCAUCAGUGCGCGCAGUGCGGGAAGAGGUUCGCGGAGUGCGGCGCUCUCGUUAUACACCAGCGCGUUCACACGGGGGAAAAGCCGUACUGCUGCUCGCAGUGUGGGAAGAGUUUCACUCAGCACAGCGCUCUCCAGCGACACCGGGUCAUUCACACCGGAGAGAGGCCGUAUCAGUGCUCGCAGUGUGGGAGGAGGUUCACCCAGCAGUGUGAUCUCCAGCGACACCAGCGCAUUCACACAGGAGAGGAGCCGUAUCAGUGCUCGCAGUGUGAGAGGAGGUUCACUCAUAAGCACCUUCUCCAGGUACACCAGCGCUACCACACAGGAGAGAAGCCGUAUCACUGCUCAGAGUGCGACAGGAGCUUCACUCUCUACAGCACCUUCCACCGACACCAGCUCGUACACCGAGGGGAGAAACCGUACCGCUGCUCCGAGUGUGGGAAGAGUUUUACCCAGCAGGGGACGUUUCAAUCUCACCAGCGUGUUCACACCGGAUUAAAGCCGUAUUACUGCUCCGAGUGCGGACAGGGUUUCUCUUAUUCAAAUGAUCUCCAAAAGCACCAGCGCAUUCACACGGGAGAGAAGCCGUACCACUGCACGGAGUGCGGGAAGAGUUUCAAUCGCCAGAGUACUCUCAAGAGACACCAGCUCACUCACACGGGGGAAAAGCCGCAUCAGUGCUCGGAGUGUGAGAUGAGCUUUACUCACCAGAGUAAUCUUCAGCGACACCAGCGCGUUCACACAGGAGAGAGACCAUACCAGUGCUCUCGGUGUGGGAAGAGUUUUUCACAACAGAAUGCACUGCAAGAACACCAGGGCAUUCACACCAGAGAGACGCUCUACCUCUGUUCGGAGUGCGGGAGGAGCUUUACUCACCAGAGCGCUCUGCUUCGGCAUCAGCGCAUUCACACUGGAGAGAAGCCGCAUCAGUGCUCGCAGUGUGGGAAGAGUUUUAAUCGGCAGAGUCAUCUCAAAGAGCACCGGCGCGUUCACACAGGAGAGAAACCCUAUACCUGCUUACAGUGUGGAGAAAGCUUCAGUCGGCAGAGUGCUCUAGCCAGGCACAAGCGCAUUCACACAGGAGAAAAGCUGUACGACUGCUUACUGUGUGGAAAACGUUUUAAUCAGCAGAGUACUCUCCAGCGACACCAGCUCAUUCACAGAAGACAGUAGACGUAUCACUGAUUACAGGCUGGGAGAGCUUUACUCACUAGGGUCAUCUCCAGUCCCACCAGCGCAUUCACUCAGAAAAUCUAGCAGUGUUGCCGGUGUGGAUGGAGUUUAUUUAAAGUCAUUACACAAUACACACUUGUUUCUACUCUCACUGUCCAUUUUAUC
Molecule: messenger RNA, 2647 nt
Organism: Trichomycterus rosablanca
Lineage: Eukaryota; Metazoa; Chordata; Actinopteri; Siluriformes; Trichomycteridae
Product: zinc finger protein 345-like
Exons: 8
Coding region: 125-2482 (785 amino acids)
Biological process (GO): regulation of transcription by RNA polymerase II
Molecular function (GO): protein binding; DNA-binding transcription factor activity; histone methyltransferase activity
Source: RefSeq, a predicted model, not a curated record